AUGGCUAAUCACUUGAUUAAGCCAGUGAUUAUUUCCUUAAUUGUUGUGAUGAGUAUUAAUCAUCAAUUAGUCUAUGCCCAAAAUCCCAAUGGAAUUAGCAUCACCAAUGUGGCAAAUGCAGAGGCAAGGGGAGCAGUUUGUAAUGAUGGAAGUCCAGCAGCUUACUAUUAUGAUCCAGGAUUUGGGGAUGGAGCCAACAGUUGGGUUGUUUUUAUGAAAGGUGGAGGUUGGUGUGGCUCAGAUAGUUUGUGUAGAACAAGACUCGAUCGAUUUAUGGGCAGCAGUGCACAUAAUGAAAAAAUAACGACUUUUGGACAAAUACAUAGCAGAAACGCAACGGAAAAUCCAGAUUUCUACAAUUGGAACAGAGUUAUGGUAGUAUAUUGUGAUAGUUCAUCGUUCAUGGGAACCGUUGAUCACAACAGUUCGACCCCGGGAGCCGUUGAUCAGAACGGUAAAGACAAUCGCAGCAUCUUAGGUAGGGGUGCCCUGAUUUUUGAUGUUGUAAUGGAAGAAUUGCUACAAAAGGGAAUGGCCAAUGCAACCAAUGUUCUAUUUUCCGGUGGCUCGGCCGGUGGAUUGGCGGCCCUCUUGCACUGUGAUGGCUUUCGGGAACUUUUUCCGAGCAGCACUACAGUAAAAUGCGUCGUUGAUUCCGGUUUCUUUAUCCACGCACCAAAACUCCGUGGAGCUGAAAAGAGAGCCAACAUGUUUGCCACAAUUGCUCAAUAUCAUGGAUUUACUGAUAAAUUGCCUCCAUCAUGCACUUCAAAAAGGAAUGCAAGUUUGUGCGUUUUCCCUGAAUAUAUUGUAAGAGAUGUUAAGACACCACUCUUUUUGUUGGAAACCAAAUUCGAUACUUAUCAGAUAGGAAAUCUUUACCUAUCAGAUGACAAAAACACUAUUAUUAAAGCAUGCUCGGAAAAUUUCACUCUUUGCACACCUUCUCAUUUCCAAAUGAUGAGAGAUUAUGGUUCGGCCGUUGUCGAAUUGUUGCAAGAAAUCCGAGACACUUCAUCAAUAGGAAUGUUCGUUCACCCGUGUUUGCGCCAUGGCCACUUCAGUUCGAAUCUUAGAUGGGGUGCAUCGUAUAAGUUGAAAAAUAAAACAAUUGCAGAAGCUGUUGGUGAUUGGUACAACGAUCGGGACUGCACUACAUUUCAAGAAAUCGACACCGAACAUGAAUUUCCUCUAAAUACAGACUGCACAAAACUUCCGAAUAUCAUGUAA
Molecule: messenger RNA, 1230 nt
Organism: Striga hermonthica
Lineage: Eukaryota; Viridiplantae; Streptophyta; Magnoliopsida; Lamiales; Orobanchaceae
Source: the annotation of a GenBank genome assembly